AUGUUAUUUUUGUAUUCAACGUCACAGCAGCAACAACAACAGCAGCAAUCGAAGUCGACCAUUUCAAAGAAAUAUUUAAAGUCAAUUAGCCAGGAGGACGUUAAGAGAAAAUCAAGUUUCAGAUACUGGCUGUCAUCCUCUAUGAAGAAGUUAAGCAGAGGCCGAUUGGGAAUCGGCAGCAACAACAACAACAACAACGACGACGGCAACAACGACAGCAACAACUAUAACAACAUUAAUAACAAUAAAAACAAUAGCACCAUUAUCGGCGGCACCAACAGCAAAAAAAUUCUUCAGACAAAAUCCUACUCCGCACCGGACCGUGAUUACAACGAUGGCGACGAUGAAGAUGAAGAUGCUGUGGCUGCUUUUGCUGCUGCUGGUAGUGGUGGUGGUGGAAACUCAACUUUAGUGGAUGUGGUUGUAUUUGAAACCGGUGCUAUUGAAAGAGGGGGGGAUUUUGGAAGUAGAGGUUUUGCCACUGAGACAUUAAGAGACCAAACCUCAUUGACACGAUGA
Helobdella robusta is the source of this 519-nucleotide messenger RNA. RefSeq lists its product as hypothetical. The coding region runs from base 1 to 519 and encodes 172 amino acids. Lineage: Eukaryota; Metazoa; Annelida; Clitellata; Rhynchobdellida; Glossiphoniidae. The record is from RefSeq and is a predicted model, not a curated record. The transcript is spliced from 4 exons.